AUGAGCAUAAAUCUUAAUUUAGGAACUCAUUCUAAAGCUCUUUUUUCAACAUAUCAAGCAGUACUUACAGGGGAUAAAAAUACAACUUGGGUUGUUUAUGGGUAUGAUAAAGGAGGAAAUGAUUUGAAGGUUAUAGAAACUGGAGGAGGUGAUCUUGAUGAGUUGCAAGAAGAAUUUGAUGACGGAAAGAUUCAGUACGCUUUUGUAAGAGUAAUAGAUCCUAAUACAGAGCUGCCCAAAUUAAUUCUUAUAGGAUGGUGUGGUGAAGGUGUGCCUGAAUCAAAGAAAGGUUUAUUUAAUUCGCAUUUUAAUGAUGUAACAAAAUUUUUAAAGGCUGAUGUUGAUCCUGCAUACAUUAUGAAACGUAUCAAUGAAAGUGGUGGAUCCAAAUAUUCAAUAAACAUUGAUAAACGUCCACCAAAAAAAGGAGAGCCUAUCUUACCAGUGCAUUCAGUCUAUCAACCUGAGAAAAUACCUGAUAUUACUGCUUUACAAAGAAAGGCGCCUCGAGAUGAAAUAAAACCUGUGUCUUCAGUAUAUCAACCAGUACAGCUUCCAAAGCCAAAACCUCUUGCUACACGUACAACUUGGACAACUACUGCAGAAGAAGAAAAAACCCCCAGUAUGUCAGAGCUUAAAGCUGAGAAGUUACGUGAGGAUCGCGAAAAAGAAGAACGCGAGAAACAUGAACAGCAAGAACGUGAGAGAUUAGCACAUGAAGAGCAUAAACUUCAUGAACGUCAAGAACGUGAAAGAUUAGCACAUAAAGAAGAAGAACAGAAACGACAACAAGAGGAGGAAAUUAGUAAUUUAAGGUUAGCUAAAGAAAAAGAGGACAUUGAAAGAGAAGAGAAUGAACACAAGGAAAGAUUAAGAAUUCAAAAAGAAUUAGAAGAGCAAGCAUUGAAGGAAAAACAGGAACAGGAACACCAAAGAAAAAAGGCUGAAGAAAUCUUUAGAAGGGAGGAACAGGAAAAUUCUCAAGCACCAAAAUCAGAAACAGUAACUGACAUUAUUGCUUCUGCUGAUGAGGAAGACAUUAAUUCAACAUCCUCAUUUAGAGCACGGGUUCUUUUUUCUUAUGAUGCAGAUGAUUCGAAUGAGAUGACACUAUUUGAAGGUGAAAUCAUUAAAGAUAUUCUUAAGUUAGAUGAAGGAUGGUGGCAAGGAGUAAGUGAAGAUGAAACUAGAUCAGGAUUAUUUCCAGCAAAUUAUGUUGAAAUUAUUGAGGAUGACCCAGAUCCUGUGCAAGAAUUCAUACAAAAACCAGAUGCAGAACAGCAAGAUGCUAUAGAUGAAAAUGGACAAAACGUACAAUCAUCUAUGUAUUCAGCAAUUGCGCAGUAUGUUUAUGAAGCGGGUGAAUCUAAUGAAAUCUCUUUUGUUGAAGGUGAUCUUAUUACUAAUAUUGAAUUUGUCUCUGAAGAUUGGUGGCAAGGUACUGCUUCAGAUGGAACAGUUGGAUUAUUUCCAGAAGUUGAUGAUGUGCUUGGUGGUGAAGAGGGCUGGAAGAAUGUAGACUCAACAGAAGCAAGAUGUCCAAAGUGUGAACAUCCGCGUGCUUAUUACAUGCAGAUUCAAACACGUUCAUCUGAUGAACCAAUGUCAAUAUUUUAUAAAUGUUGCAAUCAUGAUUGUGAAUAUCAAUGGAAUGAAAAAUAA
Messenger RNA from Entrophospora candida, 1662 nucleotides. The record is from the annotation of a GenBank genome assembly. Lineage: Eukaryota; Fungi; Glomeromycota; Glomeromycetes; Entrophosporales; Entrophosporaceae.